Molecule: messenger RNA, 918 nt
Organism: Symbiodinium natans
Lineage: Eukaryota; Dinophyceae; Suessiales; Symbiodiniaceae
Source: the annotation of a GenBank genome assembly
AUGGGUCAAAUCAAUAUCGGCUUCAGAAAGAGCGUUUUCGAGUUGGAGGCUAAGGAGGAGGAGGAGGAGGAGGAGGAGGAGGAGGAGGAGGAGGAGGAGGAGGAGGAGGAGACCAGCGGUGGCUUGACCGGCCUGGCACUCAGCCGCACAAGGCAAGUGCUUGUGGACCAGCCGGCAGGCUUCCUUCGGAUGUUCAGCAAGAAGGCCUACAAGGAGACCUGUGGACGUGACGCCACAGAGAAUGGCCUGCAGCUCGAGGACGCGACCCUCCCGGACGACAGCACUAAGAGUGUCUUCCAGCGCGGAAGAUGUGAUGAUGUGAUUCAAGAGCGACUGCUUCAGGUCUGGAUCGGGCUGAAGGAUGUUUGGGAUCAGCACAUGGACCAGGACGUGUUCUUCGUCGUGGACCCCAAGUGGUCCUACAACUUCAGCCGCCUGAUCGAGGCGCAUGCUGUGGACACGUACGGCGAGUUCGUGGAUGCCAACGAAGAGCGCCUGAAGAAGAUUCCGCCGCCGCCGAUUGCGGUGGAGUACUACCUCAGCGACGAGCUGUACCUCUUCGACAAGAUGCAAACCAGCAUUCCGGAGGGCAGCAAGCGCAGGCCGCCCUGCGCCACGCUGUACGAUGUCUUCUCCAACAUCCGAGAUGAUGAGGAGCAGCACACGAAGACCAUGACAGCCUGUGAGGAGUGGAGCCAAGGGGGGAAGCCCCCUGUGGACCUCGGCUUCAACUUCAACAGCAAGCUGACCAAGGAGGAGUAUCUCCGCAAGGUCAGACAGACGGAGGCCGGGCGCGAUGCGUGGCUCGCCUGGGGCGAGGAGGCCGCUAGCCUCCCUCUUCCGUUGGCUGCUUUGGAGAACACGCAUGUCUAUGUGACGAAUUUUGCUUCCCAGCAGCAGGCGAACCCGGACGCCUGA